CAUUUCAAAAUUUCUCUGUCAAAUCAUUUUUUAGAUCAUUUGGCAUCGUAAACCCCACGAAUCGGUAUUUAUUUUUCUAUUCGAAUGUUAGUUUCUUAUACCUUUUGUUAAUCAUGUAAUUUUUGGAGCAGCUGUAUAGAAAUUAUAUUCAUUUGCUUUGUAUAAUGUCUACAAGUAGUGGUGAGCACUCUUUUGAUGUAAAGGAGCUAUUGGAGAUUAGGGCAAGAUGUAAAGAGCUUAGGAAAGAAAAGGAUACGCUGAGGGGUUCACAAGGUCAGAGCGUUGAACUGAUCAGACCAAUUCAUUUCAUGACAUGUACCCUCUUAGUCCCAAUGUCCUAUCUUUUUAUCUCAUUAUGUCUCAAGAAAAUAGAACAGCAUGUGCAGACAUUAUCUGAGGCCCGAGAAGAAGACAAAUAUCACACCCAGAAGCUGAAAAGUGAGCUGGAGAACUGUUCCCAAGAGAUAGACUACCUGCAGGAUCAGCUGAAUUUGAGGAAUGAAGAGAUGGAUUCUCUGAGUAAGUGUGUAUGCAGCCUUCAAUUGAAACUUGCAAACCUUGAAAACAUGGAAGAAGAGGUUAUAAGGUUAAGGGAAGAGUUGGAAAUGUCAAAUGCUGAACGGUUAUAUUUGUUGCAGCAAUUGGAAAACAGAGAGUUAGAGAUAGAGGGUUCAGCUUUGUGCAUAGAGAGACUAGAGGAGUCAGUAGCAUCCAUAGGUCUAGAGCAUCAAUUCGAAAUAGAGAGUAUGAAGCUUGAUUUGAUAACCAUGGAGCAGAAUUAUUUCAAAGCUAAGAAAUCCCAGGAUGAAACUGCUCAAGAUAAUGCUAUGAUGAAUGGGCUUAUUCAUGACCUCCAACUUCAAAUUUAUGAUGCAGAAAAAGUUAUCGAAAGUUUGGAAAAGGAAAAUGUAAAUCUUAGGGAACAACUCCAGACGUCUGAAAUGAAUGCCAGAACAUUUUCUGAAAAAGUAGAGGAGCUAUUUCGUGGUUUGAUACCGAACAAUGAUGACAGCUCCUCAAGUAAAGAAGAUGCCAGUGCUUCUAGCUGCUGUGGUGACAUUUUGGGUCCACUCCUUAUCAAACUGGCUUCUCUAGGGCCAUCAGAUGUCGACUUGACUGAGAAGAGGAAGAAAAUGGCAGGUCAAAUAAAGAAUAAUGAAUCACUUGUAAAGCAGCUUAAGGAAGAGCUGAUAAUGGAAAAGCUAAAAGCCAAAGAAGAAUCAGAGGAUUUAGCUCAAGAAAUGGCUGAGCUGCGGUAUCAGAUGACUGGGUUGCUGGAAGAAGAACGGAAACGUCGUGCAUGUGUGGAACAAUUAUCUUUACAAAGAAUAGCCGAGUUAGAAGCACAGGUUGAAAAAGAAAGGAUGAAAUCCUUCACUGAAGAAGAUCAAAGUAAAUCUAUCACUGUUUUCAGACAUGUCAGUGAAGCAUAAAGACAGGUCAAAUGUUGUAAUUGGGAGCAUAUCUGCUGGUGGAGCGUGUGUUUCAGAUGGAAUGAAGACUCCUUAUGCUGGAUGUAUCAGUGUGGGUUUUCAUGUUGUAAAGACUUGUUGGUUCCAGAUGAAGUGCUGAGUUAUCGGGUCUGCAUAGCUUAGUUGGAUUAUGAUGCUUUUACAUAAACUUAUGCUGUACAGAUUUAUAUUUUCUUGCUGAACCAUGGAAGUGUUAUUUAUUCGAGCUUUAAUUAUUGGGUGUUCGAGUCCAUUGUGGACAGUUUGUAAUCAGUGUUGUCUCAGAAGGUGCUUGCGAACUUUACUAAAGGGGUGUGCCGCGUCUGAAUUGUACAUUUUUGAGUGGGAUUUUGGACUAUAGAACCAGGUUACUUUAUAAACAAAAAUGUGUAUCUUUACAAUU
Solanum pennellii is the source of this 1854-nucleotide messenger RNA. Its product is annotated as ELKS/Rab6-interacting/CAST family member 1. The transcript is spliced from 10 exons. Lineage: Eukaryota; Viridiplantae; Streptophyta; Magnoliopsida; Solanales; Solanaceae. The coding region runs from base 165 to 1433 and encodes 422 amino acids. The record is from RefSeq and is a predicted model, not a curated record.